CUGCCACCCCGCUUCUUCCGCUUCCUAGACUUAUUGUAUGCCCAUUCCCCUUCCAAUCCCUACCAGCUCCUCCUCCUCCCACUGGUCCACUCCUUAGACCCCCUAUGUCUACUCGAAAACAUGUCGACUAAUUCACGCAGUACCGGUGUCUACUCGGGCGAGUCGAGUGACUCGGAACCUUCAAUGUUGCGUCAAAUCGACAUGGACAUUGAGAAGAGCAGCAGGAGCCCGUCUACGCUGAGACGCAAGGGCUCGGCGUUGCAAACAUCAGUCGAGGUUUUGAGAUGUAGAUUUGGAAAGUCUGGAGAGGCACCGGAGAAGCUGGGAGAUUUCAGACCAUCCAAGGAGUGGACGCCCAUUUUUUACUCGGUCUAUCAUCAGCGUGAGGCUGCCCUCUCGCACUUUCUUCGAGCUGGCGCGUCGCCGGACGACGUCACUAACAUUGGACAACCACCACUGUGCAUUGCUGUUGCGAACGGAUAUGUUGAGAUUGCAAAGAUUCUCCUCGGCGCUGGUGCGGACAUCAAUGCUACCACCAGAGAGGGAGGGGAGACUGCACUGCACAUUGCGGUCAAGAAUGGCCGCGUCGAUCUUAUGGACCUGCUACUAUCACAUGGACCCAACCUGGAACUCAAGACGCAAACGACGGGCGAAACACCUCUUCAUUAUGCAGCAGCAAAGUCGGGAUCACUGGCAGUAGUCAUGAGUUUACUACAGCACGGCGCCAGCUACAACACACUGAACGUCAAUGCCCAGACCCCGGCUGAAGCAGCUUUGAAGGCCAACAAUAUCAACGGAGCCGUCGCCAUUAUCAACGCAGCAAACACCAAACGCAACGAACUGGCAAAAGAGAAGGAAAUGCUACUGAAGCAUGUGCAAAAGACACAGGGUCGCUUCUCUAUCGGCAACGACCUCAUUGCCGACAUCUUCGCUGCAGCCUGCGACCCCGAGUCAAACGUGCUUGUGGAAGCCAUCAAGAGAAACGACGUGCUGUUGGUGGAGAUGUUCUUGGAAAAGGGCUCCGAUCCAGACCGCAAGACUGUCCGAGGACUACAACCGAUUUUUGUGGCUUUGUCGUGUGCAGGAGCACCAGUCGUCAAGGCAAUCCUCAAGCGCAACCCCGAUCUUUCGGUCCGUGACGAGAAGGGACUGAGCGUGCUUCAGGCUGCGUUCGAAUGUCCAUUGACAAAAGAGAAGGACACCAUCCAAGCCAUCACUGAGGCUUUGAUCGAAGAGGGCGCCGAUGCCAAGGUUACCUACCCCGAUGGAAAGACGCUACUUCAUCGCGCCGUGUCGCCGUCCUUCAGUCACAUGAAGAUUGCACAGAUGCUCAUCGAUGCAGGUGUUGAGGUCAAUGCACAGGACAGCGAGGGCAACACUGCGCUUCAUGUUGCGACGCACAGCAAGAUGUGCAUUGACAUGCUGCUAAAGAACAAGGCGAACCCCCAACAAUUCAACGCCAAAGGACUGACGCCAUUGUUGUUCGCUGCAACACAGUGCAAGAAAGAUAAUGAGCCCGUGCUGGAUUCUCUCAUCAAGGUGUCCAACUUCCGCAAGACGAAUGCACAGGGACAAACGCCUUUGCAUCUCGCAGCUGCGAACGGUCUGGACAAGACUGUGCGCUUGCUGUUGAGAGCGCGUGCGGAUCCUACAGCUAUUGAUAACAAAAAGAACACUCCGCUCCUUCUUGCCGUCAAGAACCAUCAGUGGUCCAUUGCACCGAUAUUCGUUGCGACACCGAGUGUCAACGCAUGGGACAAGAACGGCUUCAGUGCGCUGCAUCAUGUUGUCGCCAACUGCCCCAAGGCCCCAGCAACCUGGGAACAUAUUGCCACUACUACUGUAGCCUUCUGUGAACGCGGCGUGAGCAGAAGCAUACGCGAUCAAUCUGGCGCUACGCCGCUCAUACUCGCCGUCAAGACGCUUCCGGAGGAGGGUCUCCCCGUCAUCGAAGCACUGUUGGCGCAGAAGGCGGGCGCAAAAGCGAGCUGGAACUUUGCCGACCACGAAGACCACAAGAAACGCGAUGCGCUAUAUUACGCCGCGACCAUGGGCAAGCCGAUAUUCGUCGACGCACUGCUCAGGAACGGCGCCACUUUUGAGUUUGAAGACUGGACGCCAAACAAGCACAUGCUGCAGUCGUCGGAAGAAGUCAACAAGAAAAUUUACAAAUCGUUUGCGCAGCAGGAAUGGGUCCGUCGUACGGUCGUCCUGCGGCAGCAUCCCAAGAGCGCGGAGGAUGAGGUAUCGUCGUUCAUGACGGUGCUGCCAACCCGCGAUCUCGAGAUUAUGAUUUCCAUGGGUCUAGACGUCAACAACCUGCCCAAGUCGCCGCUUGGAAAAUCCCUGCUGUGGGCUAUUCUGAGGCAUAUCUCGCUGCAGCCCCCGUUGGCGCCAGAGUAUCUUCUCCAGGUUCUCAGCAUGGUGCUGGAUGCUGGCGCUGAUCCCAAUGCGAGCAGCAACAGGCAUGCAAAGCGCACGUCCUGGCCUUGUCCUCAACAGGGAUUCACGGAGCCUCCCCGUUUGACGAUCCAUCCUCUUACUUUUGUCCUGGAGGAGUGUCCGGGUAUCGAUAUCGAGGUCGUGAGAUUGCUUCUCGCUCGAGAUGCGAAACCGGGCCUUGCUUCGGGUUUCUACAAGGGCCGCUUCCCACUGCAUUGUGCGGUCAAGGCGCGCCGUGCUGAUGUUGUAGAGGAGUUGUUACUGGAGCAGGGCAAUGUGGAGUGUAUUGAUGAUACUGGACGAACGCCUUUGUUCUUUGCUGCUGAAGCUGGGGAUCUGGAGAUUGUGACUACGCUGCUUACUCGAGGUGCCAAGUUGGAUGUCCUUGACUCGGAAAAGAAUACGCUCUUGCAUGCGGCGGCAGUGGGUGGCAGUGACAAAGUUAUUGCGUCUCUGCUACGCGCUGGUGCGAAGCUGGGCAAUAAGAAUGCGAAGGGUCUUACGCCUAUGGCUUGUGUGCCAGAAGGUCUUGACGAGAAAGAGAAGGGCAAGAUUCAAGAUAUGCUCAAGGGUGCUGAAAAGAGGGGAAUGAUACGCCUCCAAAAACAACAGCAGGAAGACCAAGAAAAACCCUCAAAGCUCACCAAAGAACCCCCCACCGCCGCUGCCGCCGCCGUCAAACCCCAACCUCAAAUCCAACUCCACGCCAUGCCCCCCCAAGAAAAACCUCAACCCAUCGUAACCACCGACCCCAUCCCCUCUCCUCCCCUGCACAAACCCCGAUCAACCUCCAUAUUCCGCAAGUCCUCCCUUUUCUUCACCCGCCACAAAUCCGCCAUCUUCUCCUCUGAGUCCGACUCCAGCGCCGCAUCUGCACCAAAACAAAAACACACAACCCUCCUGAGCCUGCGCAUCAGCGCCCCCUUCAAACAACGCAACUCCGUCGCCGGCAUGAGCACAAUCCCCCAAUCCCCCAGUACACCCAACAUACUCAGGAGUCCAGAUUUUUUCACAAAGGACUUUGAGCGUCCGGCUGUCCCGGUUUCUUCGUCGGCAAUUCAAACGCGGCUUUUGUCGCCUCGUGCGGAUAGUGGACUAGGCCAGCGCAAGUCCACGGGGAAAGACUCGAUUCUCGACUUGCAGCUUGUGAAUGAGAAGUUGAAGAGGGAGAGUAGGAUUGGUGUGGAUAAGGGAGAGAAGGCGGAUGCAAGUGAGUUUAGUGAUUGGUUGAAGAUGAGUGAUAUGUUGGAGAAUCUGUAA
Bipolaris sorokiniana ND90Pr is the source of this 3702-nucleotide messenger RNA. RefSeq lists its product as uncharacterized. The coding region runs from base 121 to 3702 and encodes 1193 amino acids. Lineage: Eukaryota; Fungi; Ascomycota; Dothideomycetes; Pleosporales; Pleosporaceae. The record is from RefSeq and is a predicted model, not a curated record. The transcript is spliced from 3 exons. Gene Ontology annotation, molecular function: protein binding.